AUGAGCCACACACCACUACCCGGCGGGCUUAUCUCAUUCGGCUCCGAUGCCAACUGUACACUCGAAUUAUGUCCCCUCGAGUCGAGCAUACUGCGAUACCAACCAAAUCUUCCCGCCAAUGCCAUCUUCAUCGGAGUAUUCGGGUUGUCCAUGGCUCUCCACAUCUUCCAAGGUAUCAAGAUGAAGACAUGGGGCUUCAUGGCGAGCAUGAUGGCAGGAUGUAUUCUCGAGAUUAUCGGUUACAUCGGACGACUCAUAAUCCACGAUAAUCCAUUCGACUUCAUUGGCUUUCUAUUGCAGAUCAGUAAGUGUUUCUCUGAACCAGACUCAAACAAGGGAUGGAUGGAAAGGGAGAACUUGACUAACUCUGGCCCAGUCAUGAUCACCAUUGCCCCCGUUUUCUUCUCUGCUGCCAUCUAUGUUCUUCUGUCCCAGGUCAUCAACUUUGUCGACCCAAGUGUCUCUCGAUUCUCUCCCAAGUAUUUCUACUGGAUCUUCAUCCCGUCCGACAUUAUCUCCCUCAUCCUCCAAGCCGUCGGUGGUGCAGUCUCUGUUGUUUCCACAGCGCAGGAAGAUGUCAAGACUGGAGAGGACAUCUCCAUCGCUGGUCUCGUCUUCCAAGUCGUCACUUUACUUUGUUUCGUUGCUUUGUUCAUCGACUACGUUUUCAGGGCUUCCAAGUCACCGGCCCGAUAUCGCCUUACCAAGCCCAUCCUCACUUUCCUCUUCUUCCUCUUUCUCUCGACAAUCUUCAUCUUGAUUCGAUGUGGCUACCGAAUUGCCGAGCUCAAUGGAGGAUACUUCAGUGCUAUCUUUCGAGACGAAGGUCUUUACAUCGCUCUUGAAUCUUGCAUGAUGUGCAUUGCUGUUCUUCUUCUGAAUGCGGGCCACCCUGGAUAUGCUUUCAAGGAAACCCCCGAGUUUACCAAGGAAAUGGACCAGAUGGACCAAGACGACAAUACCGUCUUUGGAAAAUAA
Messenger RNA from Fusarium musae, 978 nucleotides. RefSeq lists its product as uncharacterized. The record is from RefSeq and is a predicted model, not a curated record. The coding region runs from base 1 to 978 and encodes 325 amino acids. Gene Ontology annotation, cellular component: plasma membrane; fungal-type vacuole. The transcript has 3 exons. NCBI's taxonomy places the organism in Eukaryota, Fungi, Ascomycota, Sordariomycetes, Hypocreales, Nectriaceae.